AUGAGUACCGUAUCAGAGGCUGGCGCUAAUGGAAUCCCACAAGAACAAAAUAAAGGCGACAUGGCCAAUAAAUUGGCUUCGACAGGCAAUGAAGAGUGUCCAACAAAAACGUCACUUCUCUUCUCGCUUCAUGAAGAAGUUGGUGCUUUAGCUAGAGCACUUCAAGUAUUCGAGAAACAUGGUGUUAAUUUACUUCGUAUUGAAUCACGAUUGUCUCGUCAAAAUAAAAGUGAUCAUGAAUUCUAUGUUGAAUGUGAUAAUACGAGAGGCAGUGUUGCCAAUGCAAUUAAACAACUACAUCAGGAAUCGAAAUACCUUCAUAUACUUUCACGUGCUCAUAAAACAUUGAGUGAAUCUGUACCUUCGUUUCCGCGAAAAAUCCAUGAUUUAGAUCAAUUUGCUAAUCGUGUUGUUUCACUAGAUUCUGGAGUACAUUCUGAUUAUCCUGGUCUUCAUGAUCCGGUCUAUGUUAAACGCCGAAAAGAAUUUGCUGAUAUAGCUCAUCAAUAUCGACACGGUCAAUCGAUUCCGCGUAUUACUUACACAGAACAAGAAAUCGCAAUAUGGGGAACCAUAUUUCGUGAACUAACUAAACUGUAUCCAACACAUGCAUGUAAAGAAUUUAAUAACGUUUUUCCAUUAUUGAUUGAGAGUUGUGGCUAUAAUGAAACGAAUAUACCUCAAUUAGAAGAUGUAUCGCAAUUUCUUCAAAAACGUACGGGUUUUCGACUUCGACCCGUAGCUGCACGAGAUUUUCUUGCUGGUUUGGCUUUUCGUGUAUUUCAUGCAACACAAUAUGUUCGCCAUCAUAGUGACCCUACGAUUUCACCAGAACCGGAUGUUUGUCAUGAAUUACUUGGUCAUGUGCCACUUUUUUCUGAUCCAGAUUUUGCAAAAUUUAGUCAAGAAAUUGGCAUGGCUAGUUUAGGUGCAUCUGAUGAAUAUAUAAGUCGCUUAGAGGCAGUAUACUGGUUUACUAUUGAGUUUGGUUUAUGUGUUGAAAAUAAUGAACGAAAAGCUUAUGGAGCUGCUAUUUUAUCGUCAUUUGGUGAAUUACAAUAUUGUCUUUCGGGUAAAUCAUCUGUAAUACCAUUUGAUCCAUUCCGCGCUUCAAUUGAGCCCCAUGAAACAUCAACUUAUCAACCAACUUAUUUCUUAGCUGAAAGUUUUAAAGAUGCAACAGAAAAAUUCCAGCAAUAUGCAAUGACCAUUCCGCGUCCAUUUAGCAUACAUUAUAAUCCGUAUACACAAUCAAUUGAAGUUAUUGAUAGUAAAGAGCAGAUCGUGAAUAUGUUUCAAACAUUACGAAAUGAUAUGGAUAUGGUUCUUGAUGCUCUUCGAAAAACGGAAUUUAGUCCUGCUAAGAUUGAUUAA
Molecule: messenger RNA, 1374 nt
Organism: Adineta ricciae
Lineage: Eukaryota; Metazoa; Rotifera; Eurotatoria; Adinetida; Adinetidae
Source: the annotation of a GenBank genome assembly